Molecule: messenger RNA, 2746 nt
Organism: Xyrauchen texanus (razorback sucker)
Lineage: Eukaryota; Metazoa; Chordata; Actinopteri; Cypriniformes; Catostomidae
Exons: 7
Coding region: 122-1123 (333 amino acids)
Source: RefSeq, a predicted model, not a curated record
GUUAUUUUAAGUUGCAAGUAACUUCCUAAUUCAUGAGUCUGAAUCCUCGAUGAUCUGCUGCACCGAUGGGUCGCUGUAUUUUCAUCGCUGUGUGGAUUUUUCAUGUGAUUGAACACAAAUUAUGAUUUUUAGAAGAAUAUUUCGGCUCUGUUGGUCCACAAUGCAAGUGAAUGAUGAUGAGGCCCUUAACUGCGGUGUGUUUGAUGUUGAAGAAAUGAAGACGUCAGUGAUGGAGGGAGAUUCUCUGACUUUACGCACUGCUGUUACUGGAUUACACAAUGACAAAUCCAAUUUUAUUAAAUGGUAUUUUAAUCUCAGUCUCAUAGCUCUAAUCAAUGGAGAUCUCAGUGAGUUCUGUACAGAUGUGAAGUGUGCAGGUGAUUAUAAUGAGAGAUUCAGAGACAGACUGAAGUUGAACAAUCAGACCGGAUCUCUCACCAUCAAGAACAUCAGAAUUACAGACUCUGGAGAUUAUCUACAACUGACCAUCAUCAACAACAUCAUUAAUGAGAAGACAUUCACUGUUACUGUCAAACCUGGAGUGUCUGGUGCUGAAAUGAAGAUAAAGUCGGUGAUUGAAGGAGAUUCUGUCACUCUACACACUGAUGAUACUGUAAAACAGGGAGAUGUUGUGAUGACGUGGUAUUUCAAUGACACUCGUAUAGCUGAAAUGAAGGAAGAUCCCAGUAAGAGCUGUACAGAUGUGACGUGUGAUGAAGGUGCUGAGAGAUUCAGAGACAGACUGAAGAUUGACCAUCAGACUGGAGAUCUCACUAUCACAAACAGCAGAACUACAGACUCUGGACUUUAUCAACUAGAGAUCAGCAGCAGUAUCAGCAGCAGCGUCAGCGUAAAGAGCUUCAGUGUUAAUGUCAGCGUAUCAGACAUAAAAACUCCAGAUUCAGGUCGGUCUUCUGGUGCUGUAGCAGGAAUAUGUGUUGCUGUUGUUCUGGUUGUCGCUGUAGUUGAUGCUGGUGUGAUUUACUAUCACUCAAAACAUGGAAUAAUUGAUAUGGAGAUGCGGCACAAUGUUCAGGAGGAUGAAAGAGAGAAUGAGACACAUUUGAUGAAUGUUGAAGGACAGGAGAGAGGACAGGAAGAGAGAGAGGAUGCAACUGAAUGACUCGACAACAGUUUGUGCAUCAGAUGCAUCAUAAAGUGUCAUUCAUUAAUGAUGAGUUACAUAAGUGGAGUGUGUGUAAGAAGGGGGCAUGAUGUGUGUUACAUAAGUGGAGUGUGUGUGUAAGAAGGGGGCGUGAUGUGUGUUACAUAAGUGGAGUGUGUGUAAGAAGGGGGCGUGAUGUGUGUUACAUAAGUGGAGUGUGUGUAAGAAGGGGGCAUGAUGGGGGUAUUUGUAAAUAUACUGUAGAUAUCGAUCGGGAAUUCCUGCUGCUGUUCCGGUAUAACGCUGCUCUGAUCGAGGAUCAGUUUCCCCAACUCAAAUCCAAACCUCACUUACUAUUGAGAAAGGGAAAUCUGACGCGAGAUCAGCGGCUGCAGUUGUAUUUAUCUUCCAUAUGAGUCAGCACUGAGAUGACUUGAUCAUAAACUCAUCAGAAUUGUGCCUUAAACUUGUGAAGAAGUCUUUCUACAAUGGAUUUUAUCUGAAUCUCCAAAUAUUCUCUUCUGCGUGGUGUUUCAGUUUGGACCGUAUAUAUUUGUGCUGUUUUGUUCAUUUAAAGUGGUUCAACAGUUUAAUUUUGCUGCUGUUGGAAAGACUUGAUGCUUAAUAGACAAAUUAUUCAGUUUUACUGACAUGAAACAAAAAACACAAACUCACUUUCUCUAGUCUUGAGUUGAUUAAUUCAGAAUACUGAAACUUUCUGAACAGUGAUGAAUGUGUUUCAUCAGAUCAUCUGAAGCGCUUCUCAAACAUUUCAGUUCCAACAUUUGAUCAAAUAAGAAGCAAAUAAAUGUUCCCUUUAAUCUUUUAUUUCACUAAAGCAACACACACGUGCCACAAUGAGUAAAAUCAAUGUGCCUGAAGUUAAUAUAAAAAUACAAUCAAAACCCUCAUCUAUGCAUGUCAUUAUAUUAAUGAUAUUUAUACUGUAGUUAAUAUAAAAAGACAACCAAAACCCUCAUCUAUGCAUGUCAUUAUAUUAAUAACAAAAUAAUUAAUUACACAUAAAAGAUAAAUUAGUUUGAGCAAUUUUAUGAAAACUGAAUCUAGUGUUUCAGAGUCGAGCAGGCCAGUUUAAAUCUGCACAUGAGAUAUCAGCACUCCACAUUCCUGAAGCAAUAAUGUACACUCACCUAAAGGAUUAUUAGGAACACCUGUUCAAUUUCUCAUUAAUGCAAUUAUCUAAUCAACCAAUCACAUGGCAGUUGCUUCAAUGCAUUUAGGGGUGUGGUCCUGGUCAAGACAAUCUCCUGAACUCCAAACUGAAUGUCAGAAUGGGAAAGAAAGGUGAUUUAAGCAAUUUUGAGCAUGGCAUGGUUGGUGGUGCCAGACGGGCCGGUCUGAGUAUUUCACAAUCUGCUCAGUUACUUGGAUUUUCACGCACAACCAUUUCUAGGGUUUACAAAGAAUGGUGUGAAAAGGGAAAAACAUCCAGUAUGCGGCAGUCCUAUGGGCAAAAAUGCCUUGUUGAUGCUAGAGGUCAGAGGAGAAUGGGCCGACUGAUUCAAGCUGAUAGAAGAGCAACUUUGCCUGAAAUAACCACUCGUUACAACCGAGGUAUGCAGCAAAGCAUUUGUGAAGCCACAACACGCACAACCUUGAGGCGGAUGGGCUACAACAGCA